CUGCCUAUGACCCGCCCCCGCGAACCAGAAACGGGAGAUAGUCUGACGGAUAGCGCAGAAAAAAAUCCAGGCUGGAGCUGUCCCGGGAAGUCAGGAGUCUGCUAGAGUCUACGCAGAACAACGCCAUUUCACCACUUGCUAAAGGAACAGCAAACUGAAGCUACGGAAUGGCGGUGGAUAUCUAUGACUCUCAGUACCUGCUCAUCCUGGCCCCUUCCCUGGUCAUUGCCCUCAUGUUCCUCUUCUUCUGGCUCUUCAUGAAGGAAACCUCCUAUGAUGAGGUGCUGGCCAAGCAGAAACGUGACCUCAAGGUACCAUCAUCCAAACCAGACACUCGUAAGAAGAAUGAAAAGAAGAAGAGCAAGAAGAAGGAGAGUACCAGCGGAGGAGUUGGCGGAGGUGGCGGAGGUGGAGGAGAUUCAGAAGAGGAUCUUCGGGAUUUUGACGUGGCUGAUGGUGCCAACAGCUCCACACUGGAGGUAGAGGAGGAACCUGCACCAGUGGCUACACCAGAUCCUGCCCCACCAACACCUACUCCCUAUGUGCCUGUUUCAGUUUCACCAGAGGCUCCUGUUGGUCUGAGGGAGAGAAAGAAGAAGGAGAAAAAGGCUGCCAAGGCUGCUGCUGCUGCUGCUGCUGCUGCUGCUGCUGCUGCUGCUGCUGCUUCAGCUACAGCCCCCUCUUCUGAGGAGCCAGAAGUGAAUGGCUCAAAGCUGGUCAGCCGCAAGACAGAGCCACCUCUGGCUGCGAGCAAACAGUCCAGCCCUCCCUCUCCCCAGCUUGAGGUCCAGGUUCAGGUACAAGCCGCUCAGGCUCCUGUUCAGGCUCAGACACCUCCCCAGAUCUCUGGGAAGAAGAAGGAGAAGAAGAAACAAAAAGCAGAACCUGUGGAUGACCAGCAGCCAGAGGUUAAGGCAGAGCAGGGUCCAACUCCAGUCAAGAAGGAAGCUCCCAUUGUGGCUGAAACCAAAGUUCUGGAUGGUGCAGCCUCAAGUGCUCCCAGUGGCAAGAAGAAGAACUCUGCCAAGAAACAGAAGACAGAGCAUGUAGAUGAAGCCCAUGUUCUGGCUGACUCAGCAGCUUCUGCCAACCACCAGGCAGCCCAUAACGAUGACGUACCAUCCAAAGGGAGUGGCAAGAAACAGAAGAAUGAGACUGACAAAGAGAACACGGAGGUGAAGCUGAAGGAGUUGCUGUCUGGUCUGUCCAGCCUGGCUCUGUCAGAAGCUGAGGCUGUCAGUGUGAUGGCUCUGCUCCGAGAGAAGAGCCCCAGUGCCUUGGAUGCCUGGCACAAAUCUGCAGCUAGGCCUGACCCAGCUGCACAGGAACGAGAGAGACUUCUCACAACACUGCAGGAGGAGGCCUCCAUUGCCAAGGACAAAGUGAAACAGCUCAGCCAGGAGCUUCAGGUUGAGAAGCAAAAGACGGGCCGGGUGGAGGCCUUGAUGAGAGAGCAACGUGCAGCCAUGGAGAAAGAACUGGGGAGCAUGCAGGGCAAAGCACAGGGCAGCUACCAGGAGCUCCAGACCAUGCAGAUAAAGUUCCAGCAGGUGAGGGAGCAGCUGGAAAGCCAGAUCUCUCGACUGCAGCAAGAGAACGGCAUCCUGAGGGACGCAGUCAGCUCUGCCACCAACCAGAUGGAGAGCAAAAAUUCAGCAGAGCUGAACAAGCUGCGUUCUGAGUAUGCUGGCCUGAUGAAAGAGCUGGCAGAAAACAACGGCAAGCUGCAGCAGGAGGAGCACCAGAGAAAGUCACUGGAGGUCAACUACAAGCAGAACGUGUCCCAGCUGGAGGCCCAACUGCAGGAUGCUAAGCGACGUUGGGAAGAACUGCAGAAUUUCCUCCACACUGUAAACACUGAGAGAGAGAAACUUCAGGCCUCAAAGCAAGAGCUCCACAGCCAGCUGCUGGCAGUGGAGACGGAGAUGAACAACAAGAACAAGGAGAUCCAGACCCUUCGCGGCAGCCUGACUGAAGCCAUGGUCUCAAAUGAGCGGCUGGAGCAAAGAGUGAUAGAGGUGUCCGAGCACAGUAUGCCUGAUGACUCAUUGCAGGCCCGAGUUCAGGAGCUUAUGAAUGAAAACAAAGGUCUUCAGGUCCAGAAUGAGAGCAUGCAGGCCCAGAUCUCUUCACAGGCCACCCAUGUCUCCCACAUUGAAGAGAUACAGAAGCUAUUGGCUGAAAAGGAGUUGCAGAGGAAGAGUCUGGAGGAUUCUCUAAAUGCUGAGAGGAGCAGCGGGGCCAGUAGAGAGACUAACAUGCAGGCCUUGCACAAUGAGAAUAUGUCACUGAAGGCAGAGAUUCAGAAUCUGCAGGCACAGAUUUCCGAUCAGACUGCCUCCCAACUGGCUUUGGACCAGUUUCAGAUGAGUGUCCGGGAGAAGGAGGAGACCAUGAAAACCGUAGAGGGCCUGCUGGAGAAGGGGCUGAUUGAGGUGGCUAACAAAGAGGAAGAGCUCCAGGCUGUAAGAAAAGAGAACAAAGCACUAAAACAAGAAAUAGAGGCUGUUAAGAGAAAGACAGCAGAACAGGCAUCAUCAGAGUCAACAGUGGAAGAACUCCAGAGCAUGAUCCAAGAGAAGGAUGUGACGCUAAAAUCAAUGGAGAAGAGUCUACAGGCAGCACAAGACAGCGGCUCAGUCAGAGAGAAGACUGUUGAGGCUCUGGAGCAGCAGUUGGCCGCCCUGCAGGCAGAGAUGGAGCAGCUGAGACAGAAGGAGACGCCAGAAGAACUGACCAGUUCUGGUGCCCAGCUCCAAGAACUCCAGGCUCAGCUAGUGGCUAAGGACCAGGAGAUCCAGAUGCUGCAGGCUGAGCUGGAGGCAAGGAAUAAUGAGCUUAGUGAGAAGAUGGAGCAGAUACAUCAACAGCAGUCCCACACAGCAGUGCCAAGCCCAGAGCUUCUUACAGCGUUGUCAGAGAAGGACAAGCAGGUCUCAGAUCUGCAGGGUGAGCUGGCUGAGCUGAGAGACUCCCUGGAGCUUCAUAGAAAGAAGAACAACGAGCUUCGGGAGAAAAACUGGAGUGCAAUGGAAGCUCUGUCAGCCACCGAGUCCAUGCUUCAAGGGAAACUCAGCAAAGCUGUCAAGGAGAACCAGACAGCACUGGCAGUGUCUCAGGCCGAGUGUCGAGAUGUUCUGCACAGACUUCUGCCCAAUGUGCCUCUGCCCAGUGAGCAGAACCAUCAGGAGUGGCUCCACAGAUUUGAAAGGGCAGUAGCUGAAAGCUCAGCUGCACAAUCCACCCCUGCAUCAGGGAACUCUAAGGGACUGGCUGAGAAGCUGAAAGAAGCUGAGGAAACCCAAAGGAUUCUACAGAAAGACUGUGAGACAUACAAGAAGGUUUUGGCAGAGACGGAGGGCAUCCUGCAGCGCCUCCAGAACAGCGUGGAGCAGGAGGAGUCUCGCUGGAAGGUGAAGCUGGAGCUAUCGCAGGGAGAGCUCAGAGAGAUGAGCCAGAAAGUCACAGCUCUGGAGCAAGAGAUUGAGAGACUAACUGAUGGAGCAGAGUUGGAAAAUAUGAGAAGAGAAAAGCAGCACUUGGAGUCUGAGUUGGAGAGGGCGGAGCGUGAGAGUGCCACCUAUGUGACAGAAGUCAGAGAGCUCAAAGAUCUGUUGACUGAAUUGCAGACCAGACUUGAUGGCUCAUAUACAGAGGCUAUCAGACAGAAUGAGGAACUGAAUUUGCUGAAAACCCAACUCACUGAGACUCUUUCCAAGCUGGAGACAGAAGAGAACGAGAGACAAAGGGUUGCUGGUGACCUGUAUAAGGCCCAGCAGUCUGUUGAUCUGAUCCAGGGGGAGCUCUCAAAAGUGACGGACCAUGCUGAUGACCUGAUAGAGAAUAGCAGUCUGAUGUCACAGACAGAAGAGAUUGAUAGAAAGGAGAAAAUGACUGCAGGACUGAACCAAACAGUCAGAGAACUGCAGCAGCUGCUACAAGCCGUCAGCCGGCAACUCACCAAGGGACAGGAAGGGGUGGCUGACAAAGAUCUGCCCAUGGUAUAGUGAGAGGAGGAUAGACCCCCACGCAGUCAUCCUGACUGCACUACAGAGACCACCUUUGACCUUCGGUCUCGUCACUACCACCAUCACACCAUACUGUCACACCCAGCCACCCCUUUUCCCCAACUUCCAUCAUCUCGCCUGUACUGUAGGCAGCCUCCAACUGACUCUGGCCAAGGUGCUGGCAAACCACUCCCAGUCUCACUGUUGGCCAUGAGGGAGCAGGCAGAGGUUACUGUUAAUUCCAAACACUCCAGACACUGUACCAAAACACACUACUCCGCUCCCACCACAUUCCUCUUCAGCAGCAUCGCCAGUUAAUUUUUAUUCUAAACUUAUAAAUGACAUCCAGCAUAAUUUUAAACUGCGUGGCAACCAUUCCUCUGUUUAAAACACCUGUAUUUUUCAAUGAAAUCCUUUUGAAUACUGCAGUAGUUGUUUAUUUGUCAAGAGAGGGCAGUGAUACAAAUUUUCAACUUGACGAAACAAACUUUGGGUUUUCAGUCCUUUUUUUUCUUAACUUAAAGACAUGUAUUGUUUAAAUGUACCAGUUAGGGCCUGCUGAAAUACACUGUUGUUGAUCUGUUUGCCUCCUGACCAGAAAAUUAUCACAAACUGUGCAUCAUCGUGUAUUCAUGAAUUCAUAGCUCCAUGCAUACCUUGGCUCGUUAUUGGGUGGGAGAAGGGAGAUCAGAAGGGGUCUCAGCAUAUCAGAAGGGUCACUACGUGACUGUAACUAUGGAGAUGCAUGGACAAAUUGUAGUCAAGUCUGUACUGCAGUUCCAGAGAGAAGGGAAUCUGUGACCCUGGCUGUGGAAAGAGAAGGCCAGGUCAACAGUGUUAGAGGUUUUUAAUCCUACUGCAACUACUCUAGGAAUAAGCGUCCCAUAUCAUCUGUAAUCAACACUCGCUAUAUUGUUGGUAAGUUCAUUAACACUGAAGAUUUUGUUCUUUUUGUAACAGGUGAUGUUAAUAAAAGGGAUGCUUGAUAAAUCUG
Siniperca chuatsi (mandarin fish) is the source of this 5001-nucleotide messenger RNA. RefSeq names its product kinectin 1 (gene ktn1). Bases 168 to 4007 code for a protein of 1279 amino acids. Gene Ontology annotation, biological process: protein transport; microtubule-based movement. NCBI's taxonomy places the organism in Eukaryota, Metazoa, Chordata, Actinopteri, Centrarchiformes, Sinipercidae. Gene Ontology annotation, molecular function: kinesin binding. Gene Ontology annotation, cellular component: endoplasmic reticulum membrane. The record is from RefSeq and is a predicted model, not a curated record. The transcript is spliced from 36 exons.